GUUUCCACGCGAGCGAGAAGUUUCGCGACCCCGCGUCCGCGUGCACCCCACGACUGAAAACCUUCGACACAUCACCGAUAACCAAGAAGCCCAUAAUCAAUGGCGGAGCCUUCGUUCUUAGAUCCCUCCCCCUUCGAGAACUUCCCCCAAUUCGAUGCCUCCGAUCUCUCGUUCGACGAUCCCGACCUCUUCCCCGACGGCGGCUUCUCGAUCUCGACGACAUCGAUCUCGACUUCUCCGUCGACGAUCUCCUUCUUCCCUCGGCCGAUGACAGCAAUAACGGACCCAGCUCCAAUUCCAAUUCAAACAUCACCGCUUCCAACUCCAAUUCCAACUCCGGUUCAAAUCCCGGAUCGCCUGAAUCCGGAAACUCCUCGGGAGCUUCGGGAGCCGCCACCUCUCGUCAGGAUGUUAAGCAGGAGGAGAACAAUUCUCGGUUCAAGAGGAAAAUUGAUGAUAACGGUAUGGUUGAAAACCCUAGCCCUAGCCCUGAUUCUAACCCUAGCAGUAGGAAUCUUAAGAUACAGCGAUCUGACGAGGGCAACUCGCCAUGGGGUGUUGCGGGCGGGGACUGAAGAGGAUGAGAAGCGCAGGGCGAGGAUGAUGAGGAACAGAGAGAGCGCCCAGCUGUCGAGGCAGAGGAAGAAGCAAUAUGUGGAGGAAUUGGAGGAGAAGGUGAAGCUUAUGAACUCGACAAUCGCUGAUUUGAAUGGAAAGAUCUCGUUUUAUAUGACCGAAAACGCGAGAUUGCAUCAGCAAUUGAGUGAAAAUGGAGCAAAUGGCAGCGAUGGCAAGGGAAACCCUCCUCCUCCUCCUCAGUAUUAUUUUCCAUGGAUCCCUUAUGGUGGGUAUCCAAUGAGACAUAACGGUCCUCCUGUUCCUUACGUCCCGAUUCCUAGGUUGAAGCCUCAGCAACCUGUUUCGGCUCCCAAGGUAAAGAAAACUGAGAGGAAGAAGAGCGAGAGCAAGAUGAAGAAGGUUGCAAGUGUGAGCCUUCUGGGGUUGUUCUUUGUGAUGAUGGUCUUUGGAGGUGUUCGCGAUUUUGGAUUAGGAGGAAAUAAGAACAAGGUUUAUGAUGGAUUUGGUGGGUCUCAUGGUAGGGUUUUGACUGUUGAAGAUCGGGGUAACAGUUUGAACAAUACCCAGGAAUAUGGACAGUUUAGUGGGAAAAUGGAUUGUGGUGGUAGAGGGAGGCAGAACUCUUCUGAGAGUUUACCAGCAUUGCUUUAUGUGCCGAGAAACGGGAAGCAUGUGGAGAUUAAUGGGAAUUUGAUAAUACAUUCGGUUCUUGCCAGCGAGAGAGCCAUGGCACAAACAAAGUCUAGAGGGCAAGAAAAGCAAUUAUCUGUAAAGGAAGGUACUGGUUUGAUGAUUCCAGUUCAUGUAGCUUCAGCAUUGGCUAUUCGAGAAGGUGCAAUGGGGGUUGGGACGCAUUCAAGGGCAUAUAGGAACUCGGCUGAAUACCCAAGAGCUCUUGGUUCAGGUUCUCAUGAUGCAUACAGGGACAAUAUAAAAUCAACUUUGGCUGAUGGACCCCUUCAACAAUGGUUCCGUGAAGGAUUGGCAGGUAAUGAUGAUAUUUAUUGCUCUUCUUACCUUUUAUAGUCUCGUUAAUUUUAUUUUGAAAAUGUUAUUCAACAUCAUAACCCUUAGAUCAUGCUGAAGUAACCAUAAGUGAUUUUGGUAUCCUUGUUGGGACUAGGAACUUUGUCUUUUCAUAGCAAAACUGUUGGGCAAUUUUAUCU
Asparagus officinalis (garden asparagus) is the source of this 1745-nucleotide messenger RNA. Its product is annotated as bZIP transcription factor 39-like. Gene Ontology annotation, molecular function: DNA-binding transcription factor activity. The record is from RefSeq and is a predicted model, not a curated record. Gene Ontology annotation, biological process: regulation of DNA-templated transcription. Bases 100 to 1605 code for a protein of 501 amino acids. Lineage: Eukaryota; Viridiplantae; Streptophyta; Magnoliopsida; Asparagales; Asparagaceae. The transcript has a single exon.